Messenger RNA from Spodoptera littoralis (African cotton leafworm), 666 nucleotides. Lineage: Eukaryota; Metazoa; Arthropoda; Insecta; Lepidoptera; Noctuidae. The record is from the annotation of a GenBank genome assembly.
AUGGAGGAGGAACGUCUCUUCGAUGAAAGAGUUUCAAUUCGAGAUUCAGCUCGCCCACUUAAAAAAUAUGGAAGUACUUGUAACCACAUGAAAAGGAACGAAGAAUAUAUCAAGCAUGUGAUGUCAAAAGGCGAUACCCUGCAAGGGCUCGCGCUCAAAUAUGGUGUUACCAUGGAGAAAAUUAGGCGGGCGAAUCGUUUAUUUGCAACGGACAGUUUGUUUUUACGGGAGUACUUAUUGAUUCCCGUCACCAAAGAUUCUCCUUUCUACGAGAAUGGUGAGCGUGUGACGGAGUUGCCUCCGCCAAAUCAUCGUGCAUCUAUCGCGGGCAUGCCCACUGGGGAUUUCUCCCCAGGCAGUCCAGACGAGAAGAAAAGCUUUGACGAGUUCCUCAAUAGACUGGACUCCUCACUGGCUGAUAUCAAGAAGCAUGUUGAGAAAACCAAGGAAACUAGCGAAUUCGUGAAAGACCUGGAGGAUGGUUUCGUCCGUCACCGGCCGACGGCGCGGCUUCGGCAGUCUGCGUCCAUGGGUGCGUCUACUUCGUACAAUGAAGUGAUACCGCCUCCGUUGCCUCCGCCGCCGGUGGGUCUCACCCAGGGUAGGCGGGUGGAUACCUCCCUCAGGCGUCUGGAGCGCACUCAUGAUGACCUCUUCCAAUUGUAG